Petromyzon marinus (sea lamprey) is the source of this 4505-nucleotide messenger RNA. The record is from RefSeq and is a predicted model, not a curated record. Lineage: Eukaryota; Metazoa; Chordata; Hyperoartia; Petromyzontiformes; Petromyzontidae.
CUCCAUGCGCACGUGCUAAAUGGAUGGCCCGCUACAGCGUGGGGCCAUGCAGGGCUGCUCUGCCAUUCUUCACUGAUGGGGAUUCUCUCUCUCUCCGUGUCAUAUGUCCUCAGCCUAGCUCAUUGCUUCAGCUCACUGGGGGGACGACACUCGGCCGAGUCCUUCGAUACGUUCCCCGUCCCUUUUGCUGUGACGUCGUUCUACACCGGUUGAAUGACAAGGAGCAGUGACUGAAGACAGGCAGGUGCUAGAAGACACGAAUGCGAGCAGUGUCCAUACGACAUGAGCCACACUGGACACAUGAAUCUGCACCAGAAGUCACAAAUGGCGAAGGAGCACUUCAAGUGCACUGUAUGUGAGAAGGCAUUCAGACGGUCAUCUCACCUUAAUAUUCAUCAGAGAAUACACACAGACGAGAAGCCCUUCAAGUGCACUACUUGUGAGAAGGCAUUCAGACGGUCAUCUCACCUUAAUAUUCAUCAGAGAACACACACAGAUGAGAAGCCAUUCCAGUGCACUAUGUGUGAGAAGGCAUUUAGACAGUCAGCAGAACUUCAAAGUCACCAGAGAAUACACACAGACGAGAAGCACUUCAAGUGCACUGUAUGUGAGAAGGCAUUCAGACGGUCAUCUCACCUUAAUAUUCAUCAGAGAACACACACAGAUGAGAAGCCAUUCCAGUGCACUAUGUGUGAGAAGGCAUUUAGACAGUCAUCAGAACUUCAAAGUCACCAGAGAAUACACACAGACGAGAAGCCCUUCAAGUGCACUACUUGUGAGAAGGGAUUUAGACGGUCAUCUCACCUUAAUAUUCAUCAGAGAACACACACAGAUGAGAAGCCAUUCCAGUGCACUAUGUGUGAGAAGGCAUUUAGACAGUCAGCAGAACUUCAAAGUCACCAGAGAAUACACACAGACGAGAAGCCCUUCAAGUGCACUACUUGUGAGAAGGGAUUUAGACGGUCAUCUCACCUUAAUAUUCAUCAGAGAACACACACAGAUGAGAAGCCAUUCCUGUGCACUAUGUGUGAGAAGGCAUUUAGACAGUCAUCAGAACUUCAAAGUCACCAGAGAAUACACACAGACGAGAAGCCCUUCAAGUGCACUACUUGUGAGAAGGGAUUUAGACGGUCAUCUCACCUUAAUAUUCAUCAGAGAACACACACAGGCGAGAAGCCGUUCAAGUGCACUGUGUGUGGAAAGGGAUUUGCAGAUUCAAGAAAUGUUUUGCAACAUCAGAGAACACACUCGUGCGAUAAACCUUUCAAGUGCACUUUGUGUGAGAAGGCAUUUAAACGCUCAUCACAACUUCAAAUUCACCAGAAAACACACACUGGCGAGAAGCCCUUCAAGUGCACUGUUUGUGGUAAAGCGUUUACACGGUCAGGAUCUCUUAAACAUCACCAGAGAACGCACACAGGCGAGAAGCCCUUCAAGUGCACUGUGUGUGGUAAAGCGUUUAUACAGUCAGGAUGUCUUGCCAUUCACCAGAGACAACACACAGGCGAGAAGCCCUUCAGUUGCACUGUGUGUGGUAAAGCGUUUACACGGUCAGUAUUUCUUAAUGUUCAUCAGAUACAACACACGGGCGAGAAGCCCUUCAAGUGCACUAUGUGUGGUAAAGCAUUUACACACUCAAGAUCUCUUAACGUUCACCAGAGAAAACACACAGGCAAGAAGCCCUUCAAGUGGACUGUGUGUGGGAAGGCACAUGCAAGGUCAGACGACCAAAAUAGACAUGAGAAGAUCUAUGUGGAGACGGAGGUAGAAUCGAGAAGUGAAAGUGCUGCAUUGGGUCCAUCUUGCAUGCAACAAGAAGCAGAAGACGACCCCAGUUUAGCAACGUGGCCAGCAGUGAAGGUGGAACGUAAAGAAGUGAAGAUGGAAUGUGAAGAGGUGAAGGUGGACUGUGCAGAGGCGAUGGUGGACUAUAAAGAAGUGAAGGUGGAAUGUGAAGAAGUGAAGGUGAAAAAUCAAGUUGACUCAUCUCAAGGCCCCGACCUCCAGGUGGAUGGAGCAAGCGUGAAGCAUGAGGCAAAUUCAGACUCUGAGGGAGGGCCAGGCGACCCCCAGGAGUUUGUGGAUGUGGAGGUGUGGGUGGAGUUUUUGGGGGUGUGAUCGUUUAGUGGUCAGCACGCAGCUCUACGAGCCUGGCAACCCGAGUUUGAUUCCCGUUCACGGUUUACAUCGGUGACAAUGAUCUGAAUCGGUCCUGGGCCUCCCCAAGGUCAACUCGGCCUCAAAUGAGUACCUGGGGUGGUGCCUAAACAACACUGGGUAGAUCAAGGCAAGUCGAGCGUAGCGCUAGCCACCCACUCCCUCGCAUGCCAUCGUCAUGAUCAUGCAGUGCUUCCCCAAGGACGAUGACCUCUUACAUCGGGAGUCGGUAAUCUUUCGUCAUUUCACGUGGUUCUUCUGUUUGAUUCCUGUGAGUUUGCUUUUGACUAGCAAGACCUGUGAUUGAACGACACACCUUUCCACAUAGGUCACAUGCACAGUGGGCUGAGGGUAACUCCUGAGAUUCAGAUGCACUGGUCGAUACUGUAACCACUUCUAACCCGCAUCUCCUGGCUUAGCGUUUCUCCGUGUCAUUAACAUGUCUCUCAAGCAAUUGAGUAGCUUCAGCCAAGGCUGUGCGCCAUUGCUCUCUGUUUUUGGCGAGAUUUUCCCUUGAAUCUACCGAAAUUCCCCAUCUCAAAUUUGAGUGAAAUACAUCCUUGAAGUGGCAGGUACUGACCUCCUCUACUUCGGGAAUCCUUUUGCAAUUUAGUGUAGAGCUAUUGUUUCGGGAGGCUUUUUUCCUCCCAUUCUGAGAGUGUCCAGCCCAGCGAAGUUGGGAAACGGUGACCAUAGUUGACACAGCAGCCAUUCCAGUUCUAGCAAGGUCUGCCGGAUGUUGUAAAUGGCGAUGGUAAGGAGUCCAAUUUUCAGAACUAUGAAGGAGAGCUACUCCUUUAAACACUGCACUUUGUGCACAUGGUGAUGCCUGGCUUGUUCCAUAGAUGCUCUCUAAGGCGACCGAAAGCAGACGAGGCUCAGCUUAUUCCAAUUUUAAUCUCUUGGUCCAGAUUACCAUCGCUUGUCACUGUACUUCCCAGAUAUGUGAACUUGGUGAUUGAGUUAAGUUGGUGUUGGACAAUGUGGAGCCUUGCUCCAGCUUCACUGAUCCCAGAAGCCGGUUGAUGCAUUUCCUCAGUUUUAUUGAGGACCACAGUGAGACCAAAUUAUCUGGCUGAAUUGGAAAUGUAGCUGUCUGGCCCACUUCAGUGUUUUCAACCAAGGCACAGUCAUCUGCAUACUAAAGUUCACGUACUAUGAUCUCCAUGAUGUGAAAUUGUCAUGCGUAACCAUGGCACGUUAUGAAGCCCAGAAACUGUGCGGGACUGGAUAGCCACUACUACUUUCAGAUCCUUCAUAGCCUCAUCAAGCAUAGUGGCAAAGAACAGGCUGAAAGCGUUGGAGCUAGAAUACAGCCUUGCUUCACUCCAUUUGAAAUAAAUGCAUCUGAUAUGUCUGAGGGAGUGCUAACCCUUCCAGCAUACCAUCAUGGGACUAUCUUGAUUAUUCCAAGGAUUCUGGGUGGACACCCAAACUUUAGUCGUAGUUUUCAUAGUCCCUUUCUCCCUACGGUGGCAAAGUCCAGAUCAACCAAGGCCACGUGCAGUGGCUACUGAUGUUCAAUGCACUUCUCUUGUAGUUGUCCGAGUGUAAAAAUCAUGUUGGUUGUGUCUCGACCUUCCCUAAAACCACCUUUGCUUUAUGGGAUAAUUUUGUUCGUGAUGGCUUCAUUGAUUCUGUUAAGAAUGAGCUUGGCUAAACAUUUACGUGGGUUGAAAGAAGAGAAAUGUCCAUGUAAUUGUUACAGUUGGCCCUAUUUCCCUUUUUAAAGAUGGUACUAAAACUGCAUCCUUCAGGUCCUGUCAUAGGACUCCACAUUUCCAGAACUCUCUGAAUAAGUGCCAUAAUUCUUCAACGAGAAUAUCUCCAGCAGCUUGUAAGUAUGUCUGCAGGAAUCCCGUCCGCUCCUGGGGCUUUACCAGAUUUGAGUUGUCGGAUUGCUAGUUUAACCUCAUCAAGUGUGGGGUCACUGUCAAGUUCUUGCAGAAUCGAAGGUGGGGUUACUUUAUCUCGUGCUUGCUCUGUGGUUGUACCAGACUGGUUCAAUAAACCUUGCAAGUGUUCUCUCCAUUUCAUAAACAGGUCCCUGCAGGGUGGGCUGGUAGGAACAUUGGAAUUUUUCAAGUCUCUGCGCUGUCUAUUGCUGAUUUUACACCCCAACAGCACGAGAUUUCACUUCGUUAAAGUAUUGAAAGGGGACGGACGGACGGACACAUUAAUCUAUUGCAGGCUGGUACACUCAGUUUACAACUUCGUCCCUACCAGUAUAAGUUCCCCAAUCUCAGUGAUCAGGCAUUGGGCCAUGUUUUAUUUCAAGUGGGGUUUCUGUACAAGUAACUGCGCCAUAGACUUUCUUGAAUUGCACAAUAAAACUGUUUAUACUGCUA